This is a messenger RNA of Hylaeus anthracinus, 4985 nucleotides long. RefSeq names its product ephrin type-A receptor 5 (gene Eph). Lineage: Eukaryota; Metazoa; Arthropoda; Insecta; Hymenoptera; Colletidae. Gene Ontology annotation, molecular function: protein binding; ATP binding; transmembrane-ephrin receptor activity. The coding region runs from base 797 to 3889 and encodes 1030 amino acids. The transcript has 15 exons. Gene Ontology annotation, biological process: protein phosphorylation; cell surface receptor protein tyrosine kinase signaling pathway; axon guidance. The record is from RefSeq and is a predicted model, not a curated record. Gene Ontology annotation, cellular component: neuron projection; plasma membrane.
UUCCGACGUCGAGAGUAAAUUGCGUUCCCAAACAGUCCGUGUGUUUUCGAGAAUCGACAGACCCCCUUUGCGAAAAGGAAACCGAGGACGGGUCAUCGUGCGGUAUUUCAGGCUUUCGACGUAUGGCUGCGCAUACGGUUCGUGCACCGCUACAGGCUUCCGGGCUGCUGGAACCUACAUGAAAAUUCAUGAGAUAGAUCGAGUACAUACGCUACCGCUCAAAAGUAUCCAGACACUUGCGAAAUACAUACGUAUUAGCAUUGCAUAAAAGUUAUUUAACCCCUUGACCUACACGUUAUAUUCCGAUUGCUCGGCAAGAUAGAAAAUCUGAACAAAGUACCAUGUGUCAGACUCGUGUUUAUUGUUUAUUAACGAAAUUCCUUACCACGAGUCUCACUGAACGAAAAGUUCAGUGUCGGGCAUCAAUAAUAGACCUGGCACUCAACGUGUUAAUAAGAAAAGUGCAAAGAACGAUUGGUAGACGAUAGCGAGAGGAAUUAGAAAGGUGUUCCGGUAACACGGCUUACACCCAGAAGCCACAGACGGUAUCAACCGUAAGACCGAGUAAGGGUUCGUCGAAAAGUCGAAGGUUGGAAGGAAAGUCUGGCAUGGUCGAGUUUUUAACCCCCACGUGGCUGAGCAGCCCUCCUCGUUACGGUGCGGCCGUGUGACGUGACGUGCCGUCUCGUCGGGGGCGACGGUCAUUGGCGCGUUCAGCCCUUCCGACACGCGACACUGACGACAACGCCGAGCCAACUCGAAAUAUUACGACGCCGGUUAGGCUCAUUAUGGAUGGAUGGCUAUCGAUGGACGCGACGCGUCGUCGUCAUCGCUGACACCCCACCGCGGGAGACAACCGUGGGUGGAAGAGUCGUUCACCAACUUCGACAAGGGCAUCAAUUGGCGGAGUUACGUUGUCUGCGACGUGGCGUACAGCAACGUCAACAAUUGGCUGUGGUCCCCGUUCAUCGAGAGGGGACCGGCAAACCGCAUGUACAUAGAAAUCAAAUUCACUACCCGUGACUGCUCCCUGUUCCCCGGACACGCGCUCAGCUGCAAGGAAACUUUCAGUCUACUUUACUACGAGUUCGACGCGGCCACCAAGGAGCCGCCGCCAUGGGAGACGGACAGUUACAAGUUGAUCGGUCGCAUCGCCGCUGGCGAAGGGAGGUUCAACACCAACACCGAGGUGAUGAUAAACACGGAGGUAAAGUCGAUACCGGUGACGAAGAAGGGCGUGUACUUUGCGUUCCGCGACCAGGGCGCCUGCAUCUCCAUCCUCGCCAUCAAGGUCUACUAUAUCAGCUGUCCAGAGAUCUCCGUCAACUUUGCCCACUUCCCUGCUACGCCGACGGGUCGCGAGGUGGCUUUGAUCGAGCAAACGAUCGGCACCUGCGUCGAUAACGCAGUGGUCAUCGAGGAGCCCACCUUUCUCUGCAAGGGAGACGGAAAGUGGUACCUCCCGAACGGCGGAUGCCACUGCAAGCCUGGCUACCAGGCGGACAUCGAGAAGCAACAGUGCACCGAGUGCAUGAUGGGCAAAUUCAAGCACGAGGCGGGACCCAGUAGCUGCGAACCGUGCCCGGCUCACAGCCAGUCCUCUGAUUAUGGAUUCACGGAAUGUCGAUGCGACACCGGUUAUUAUAGAGCGGAGAAGGACCCAAAAAACAUGCCCUGUACACAACCGCCGUCGGCGCCGCAGAAUUUGACUGUGAAUUUCGUGGACCAGUCCACCGUGAUUCUGUCCUGGAACACGCCGCACAUGCUGGGCGGCAGAACGGAUACGACCUACAGGGUGGUCUGCGACGCCUGCAGCAUGGGCGUCAAGUACAUUCCCAACGCCGACAUCUUCAACGACACCAAGAUCACGAUAACGGGCCUAAACGCGGUGACGACCUAUCGAUUCCAAGUGUUUGCCGAGAACGGCGUGUCGUCGCUGGCCAGAAAAUCGGAAUACGUGGACAUCACGGUCACCACCGAGGCGAGCGUUCCCAGCCUGGUGAGCAACGUUCGGAUCACCAGCGUCAAGAGUUCCGAGCUUAGCAUCAGUUGGGACGCCCCUAUAACCGACAUUGCCGGAGACAGCGAUCUGGUCGAGAGAUACGAAGUGAGGUGCUAUCCACGCUACGACGACGCUACCAACGCCACCGUCAUCCAGACCACCGAUCUCUCCACGACGUUCAAAGGCCUCAAACCAUCCACGGACUACGCCAUACAAGUGCGAGCAAAGACCACGCGCGGCUGGGGCGAGUACACGCCGGUGGUGUUCAAGAAGACGCCUCACGCCAUGGGUCUAGACUACGUUGGAGAGGACGACAACAUGCAAGUGAGAAUCAUAGCCGGGGCUAUCGUGGCAGUAGUCGUUCUUCUGGUGAUCAUCAUCAUCAUGACCGUUCUGAUCCUCAGAAGCAGGGCCUCGGACGAGUGCAACAAGAAACAGCCGAGCGACUGCGACACUCUGGAGUACAGGAACGGCGAAGGACUAGUUGUGACCUACAUGCACUGCAAAAUGGACAGUUCACCGAUUGUGACAACCCACACCAACAACAAGAGCAAGUCCUCGCUGACCACGCCGCUGUUCACACCUGCAGUGGGAGUUGCCGCCGCAGGUGCAGGAGGCGCUGGUGGCGCAGGUGCGAGGAGUUACGUCGAUCCUCACACCUACGAGGACCCGAAUCAGGCCGUGAGGGAGUUUGCUCGCGAGAUCGACGCGGGAUACAUCACAAUAGAAGCCAUCAUAGGUGGCGGAGAAUUCGGUGACGUUUGUCGAGGAAAGCUGAAACUUCCGCCCGAUGGUCGAACGGAGAUUGACGUGGCCAUCAAGACCCUGAAGCCAGGCUCCGCGGACAAGGCUCGCAACGACUUCCUCACCGAGGCUUCGAUUAUGGGUCAGUUUGAGCACCCGAACGUGAUAUUCCUGCAAGGUGUCGUGACCAAGACCAACCCGGUGAUGAUCAUCACCGAGUUCAUGGAGAACGGUAGCCUGGACACCUUCCUCCGCGCGAACGACAGCAAGUUCCAGGUACUUCAGCUGGUGGGCAUGCUGCGCGGUAUCGCGAGCGGCAUGCAGUACCUAGCGGAGAUGAACUAUGUGCACCGUGAUCUCGCGGCGAGGAACGUGCUCGUAAACGCCGCCCUCGUUUGCAAGAUCGCCGACUUUGGACUCAGCAGGGAGAUCGAGAGCGCCACGGAAGGAGCGUACACGACCAGGGGUGGAAAGAUCCCGGUGCGAUGGACAGCUCCGGAAGCGAUAGCGUUCCGAAAGUUCACCAGCGCCUCCGACGUGUGGAGCAUGGGUAUCGUCUGCUGGGAGGUGAUGUCCUACGGCGAGAGACCGUACUGGAACUGGUCGAAUCAGGACGUGAUCAAGUCGAUCGAGAAAGGAUACAGGCUUCCAGCGCCGAUGGAUUGCCCGGAGGCCAUCUAUCAGUUGAUGCUCGACUGCUGGCAGAAGGAACGAACCCAUCGUCCCACGUUCGCGAAUCUCACCCAGACAUUGGACAAGCUCAUACGGAGCCCGGAAACGCUGAGGAAAAUAGCCCAAAACAGAAUCAGGGAAAGGGGUGCUCCACCCCCACCCCCACCCGCCUCGUCGACAUCCUCCAACGUGCAUUUGAGGAAAAGGGGCACCAAUCCACUGGCGCCGGACGCGGUGGACUUGACACAGUUGACCUCGGUCGGCGAGUGGCUGGCCUCCAUCAAGAUGUCACGGUACGCGGACAGCUUCGAGAGGUCCGGGGUAGUCACCCUGGAGGCGGCAGCUCGUGUAACCGUUCAGGAACUGACGGAUCUAGGGGUGACGCUGGUGGGACACCAGAAGAAGAUCAUGAACAGCGUGACGGCGCUCAGAGCGCAAAUGUCCGCCACCUCGCAAGGCUUUCUCGUCUAACCGCGCGCCGGCCGGCCGGUCGGUGCGCUUCUCAGAAGAACCUUUUCACGCGGUAGCGAUACCGCGAACGAGUCAGGACUCGACGAUGACCCGUCGAGCCGACGGAUCGGUCCUUUGCGGGGAUCACUCGCGCCGAUCGCCACCCAGCCAAGGUUCUAGCGAGGGACUUAGAUCCUAGCGGCAUCCUAGUCACGACGAUAGGUGUCCACGGACAGAAAUCACCCUUUCCACGUCCACAGAGUCCCCCCUCCCCCAAGCUGCCCGUUAGCCCCGGCUGUCUCGAGGAUUCGGGAAACUAGAAGCUUCCUCGAGCUAUCCUCGGCCUACCUCGAGACGCUAUCGCUCACCGAACGGAAACGUAACGCGUUCAAAGCCAGAAUCCUAGGCUGCGCGUGGCGCGGAAACGGUCCGCAACAAAACCGUUUCACGGAAAGUCUCGCUCGAUUCAUCGAAUCGCGAGCGAGCCACCCGCGACACGGGAUCAAUCCGUAGAUAAUAGACCCCGGGACGGCCUAAAAAUAUCGAGUCGGCCGCGUCGACUUUGUCUUUCUCUUCCUAGAAAUCGCGUCCCCGCGCGGCUCGAUCGCCAGGAUCGGCCGAGGGACGAUGCAACUGCCACCCGUAUAAUCACUGCCGUAAUCUUUACAACAGCGAAACUCUGCGCGACCACCUCCGACCGAGGGCUAUCUAUCACAUCCUAAUAUUUCGGAUUUGCUGUAGACGUCAGACACGGGUUUCGUUAUUUUCCGAUAUGCGUGAGACGCGUUUAGUUAGUAGAGAAUCUUGGGUUUCGCGUGGAAGUUAAUGAUAAUCUAGUGUUGUUGAUUGAAAAAACAGUUCAUCCUCGUCCAAACUACUACCGAAGCAAGCGAAAACACGUGUCGGACGUUCAUAGGAAUUCCCAGCCCAAGUCAAACUCUCGAACAAAAGCCUACUCACCGUCGAAACUGUCUAACGCACUGAAACUUGCUCAUCGCACCGGCUACACGUACAGAGUCACGCGAAACGUGUCCAUAGACAUUCCGUUUUCUUUUCUUUUCUUUUCUUUUCUUUUCUUUUUCUUUUUCUUUUCUUUUCUUUUUCUUCUCUUUUCUUU